AUGAUCCCAUUCAGCUUGGCGGCAGUGACGUUCACCAAACUCCUGUUCUUCCUCCCUUCUUCUCACCUUCCGUGUCUCUCUCCCCUGAUCCUGGGUGCAUCGCCAUCAGCCACUCAGCCCCCAUCUCCCACCGAGCCUCCGGUCCGCCUGGUCAUUCUCUUCUCUAUCACAUUUUGGCAUCUCGAUAUCGGCAGCGCUCUCGAUCGCUGGCGAUCGACACUGCAGUCCAACAAGCGUGGUUCCCCAGCCGACGCCCCGAACGAAGCUAACGAAGCUAACGAUCUGGCCCGCUGCCCUCUCCGUCUCAGUCCGGGCGCGUCGAGACCCCCUCCUCUCCACCCCUCUUUCACUGGCCCUUUGGCCCAUCCGAGAAAAAGCACUGGAAAACCGGCCACCAGAGUCGAACAAACCCUGAGUCGAUUCAUCCCGCAAAAGUCCACCCGUCAUAUUCAAACAAGCCGGCUGGGCGUGAUUUCUGCUGAGAGCGGGACAGCGCAUCGCCUCUUUGUUGUCCGCGUUGGCCCUGGAAUAUGCACCAUGUCCAGCAGCGGUGUCGAAGAGCAGCCUGGUAUUCUUCGGAACCCCGAUCCGCCUUCGUUCGGGCGUCAAUCCUCGGCGCCCGCUCUGGGCCAAUCCGCGCGCCCCAGCUCCUCAUCCUUUGAACCCUCCCCGAGCGCUCUCUACCCGGCGAAUCCCACGUGCUUCUCGUCAGAGUCCAAUCCAGACUCCGCUUGGGGUGACGACGCAGGGGAAAACGCACACUUGGGUGUAGACGGGCGCUCGUCUCCAGAGCCUGACGACUUCUACCGGCAUGAGGGUCUGCCCACGGCAACUGACAGGGACAUUGGGUUGAACGAUGUGACAAAUGCAAGGAUGGCAAUCGGCCAUGACAACCUGACGGACCGAGUGUCCCCGUUGCCAACAUUAUUGUCAACUGACAGUCUCAGUCGCGCUCGUGGGAGACCACCAGCAUAUCGGUCAACAUCUGAUUCGCCAGUCACCAGAGGUCUCUCGUCAGCAGCAUCUUCCUCUUCCACAGCCAGAGCCCGACAGCCUUCCUUCAAAGACCUGAUCCAGAAGUUCAACAAGGCCUCGGACGAGAUCCUGCCUUUACCAUCCUCCGUUUCCCGAACAACCUCACGAGCCCCUAGUCCAUCGGGCGGUCUGGAGAGCGAACCCCAGUCGAGAAGCUUACCUCGCCGGUAUCACCUUCGCGACGAAUAUCCGACCCUAGGCACAAUCCCGGAUAAUCGUACGGUGCAGAUCGAUCUUGCACCUUCUCUGUGCGGAAUUGAACGGACGGGACCCGGUUCACUGUCUGAAGAUACUGUCGUCGCACCUCCUCCACUCUCGCAACGUAUUCCGAAAUCGCAUCCUCGGCGGCCGCUCUUUGGAGAGUUGCUGUCACUCAACACCCAGCUGAACACCGCAAGACUUGGGAUUCCGUCGCACGUCCAGCGUCGAGGCUCUGAGGGAAGCCUGCCCAGUCCCAACCCGGCCUUUCUGGACCAAGUUCAGCUUCCUCGCGCUUGCUCGCCGCUGACCCCAACCGCGUGGUAUCGAGGAGAGACGAGCUCGUUGGAAGCAGUGCAGCCGGCGACAAACGGGAGACACACUCACCACCGUAGGGUGCGCAGCGAUCUUUCGGGCAACCCUCUCAGAGAGCCCCUUGCCGAUCCGUGGAUGCCGGAAAUGGCCAUCCCUGGGCCCUUGCCGCAGACGAAGCCGGGAGAUCGGUCUCCCGGAAGCCCAAAUUCCAGAUCCCGCAUUCCUGUUUCAUCAGCCCGACUGCCUAUUGCUUCCGACUCAACAAAUCACUCUCCAUCUUCGAAUUCCACCUUCAGCAAACGGUCUUCCGCCAUUCCUCUGGCCCCCAAGGGUAGCAGUCGUCUUCCGAAGCCGACCGAAAGAGACAGCCCGCCCCGCUCGGCGGAGAUCGGAUCUGCUUCUUUUGCGAUGACGGCGCGCGGAAGACGGGACAUGACGAUCAGCCGAAGCCGUACACAAGUACCGGAACAGAGUCAGCGCCUUCAGGCCUACAUUGCUGCACCACCUCCCAAGAAAUCGCCACCUUUGCGUAGCUCCCGCCCUCGCCAGCCAGUCUCUCACGGGGGCCCUAUCUCCCCACGGUCUCGAAUCGAAGACCGAAUCUCAACAUUGCAACGGCAUACCGGCCGUGAUCACGACUCCGCCCGGAGUCCUCGAGUCCGAUCCAGACGAUUUGCCGAACUAGGCAACGUCGAUUUUGAGACUCGUCGACAGCGGAUUCAACAGGCCUUCAACCGAACAGUUCAGGAAAAUGAACGAAAGGAGGAAGCCGCUGCUCAAAUUCGACGCCAGGCUCAGGAACAGCAAUCGACAGAAGCCGCGGAGAAAGCAAAUACCCCUGUAGCCGGGCAAGUCCCAACUUCCCCCGCCCGGGUUGAGGGAGAUCUCUCCUUGGCGAUAUCCGAGAUGUCGACGGCGGCGGUAGCCCAGCCAGUCGGCGUGCCUGCAGUGGAGGGGCAAGCGACUGCCCUUCCAAAGUUGCACCUGGACACGACCAUGAGCACGACGGAAACCCAUGUGCCACAUACAACGAUGGACUCGCCCACGCUGGGAACGGUCGAUGGUCCUCACGAACUAGCUGAUCCAAUCCAAGACUGGAGCCAUAAUUAUGACGUUGAACCAAACUCAGCCGUCUCCGCUACCUCGAGCGGCACUCACGUCACGCAAUUCGACCCAGAGCCUCAAUCGGGCUUCCUUGAACGUAAACCAAGCUUGUCUAACCGGACUCUUUUGAACCAGAUCAUGCAGAUCCGCGAAUCAAGCUCGAGCAGCGAGUCCUGCGAUGAACCCGAUUGCAGUCUCUCAGAGACGGAUGAUAAGGCGUCGAUCAAGAUUAUGCUUCAUGAGCCCCCAGUCUUGGACUCCGCCGACAGUGGACAUACCGAAGAGCCUCCGGCUGUGGCUUCGCAGGCUGAUCGAUCCAUGAAUGACACGCAACAUCGAUGGAGUAUAAGCUCAUGGGACUCAUCGAUGCACAAUAAUCAAACGUCGACGUGUGAUGAGCAAUGUGAUGACAGCGGAGAAGACGCGGGCUUCCAAGACGAACAGGCCACUGGUGUACUGACGCAAUCUUGCUCUGCGACUUCGCUGAGUGCCCCUUCAUUCGACGACAUCGACCACGAAUCUCCCAUCCAGGGCGACAUCGGUAUCAUGGGUCCUGAUACCGUCGAGUUUUCCCAGCUCAAGCGGUAUUCCCGGGCAUUCUCUACGCCUCCGAGCCUUGUAAAACAAGGACGGUGGGAUUCUCGUCGAGUCACGCAGUUGUACCUGGAGGAACUGACGCGAGGUGGUGCCAAUAAUACCACCAAUUGGCCGAGCACCGGAACUAGCGCGGAAAUUCAUUCUGCCACAGCUCCCCACGUAACGCCAUUUGCUCACUCUCAGGCCCAUGGCCAAACGAGCGGUAUCACGGACGAUCCAGUCGUGAUUCCGAAGUUUCAUGAAUUCCCAGGUGCAGGUGGCGCAUCAGAGUUCCAUGAAGUAUUGAGGUCAGACGCUCAACCAUCGCAACAGUACUACCCUUCCGCCACGUUGGCUGGACCAGGUGACUGGGAGCACGCCUCCCCAUCGAUGGUCGAUUGGAUGCAGGUUGCUGCGGAAGACGGUGCUUUGACUCCUGGAAAUGAACGGGAUAUUGCGGACGAUCUUUUGACCCCGCGCCUCCAGAAGGGGCCAGCGGAACUAGAAGCCUCCAUUAGCCAUGACUCGGGUCUUGGGCUGUCAUUUGGCGGGGAACCGUCUGCCCGUGAUCCGGUGGAAUUGCCCGCGAGCACGUCUCACGAUGGCGUUGACUUAAAUGGCAAGUAUAAGGCCCUGCCUCACCUACCCUCGAUUGCUGUAUCACACAGUAUUCGGAGUAGCCAAGACUCCUCGUUCCCUCGUGAUAAUCUCAUAUCGUCGCCUCGAGCACCAGAUUCAUCUGCUACAUCACUGGCACCAUCGACAGAACAGUCCAUGCGGGAGGAACCGCGCGGGACCCCAUCGCCGGAGCAGAAGCAGCUGAAAAAACGGCGCAACGUCAUCAAGGAGCUCAUCGACACUGAAUACACCUUCGGCAAAGACAUGAAGGUUGUUGACGAUAUCUACAAAGGCACCUCGUCCUCCUGCUUGGACUUAUCGGCAGAAGAUGUCAAGAUCUUGUUCGCCAACUCGGAUCAGAUUACGCAAUUCUCGUUCAACUUUCAGGACACAUUAAAACGAGCCGCUCGCAGUGUCUACAUCAUGCCGAAAUCCCAGCGCUGGACCAGCAAGCGGAGUGCACGUAACGCUCGUUCAGCCAAUACGUCAGAGGACCCGGCAGGCAGCGAUGCGGGUGCGUCGGACCUCGAGAAGGAUCGUGCCACUGCCAUUGGGGAGGCUUUUCUAAUGCAUAUGUCUCAAAUGGAGAAGGUCUACGCGGAGUAUCUGAAAAAUCAUGACGCUGCUAAUAAGAAGCUUGAAGUCCUUCAACGCAAUCCCAAAGUGUCCAUCUGGUUAAACGAAUGUCGAGAAUGGGCGUCAGACCUCACCUCUGCAUGGGAUCUUGAUUCCCUCAUCGUCAAACCUGUGCAGCGCAUUUUGAAGUAUCCGCUUCUCUUGUCCGAGCUUCUGGCCUCCACCUCGCCCGACCACCCUGACCGUGACAAUAUUCAGAAGGCUCUCCAGGGCGUCACUGACAUCUCCGUUCGCAUCAAUGAGAUGAAGAAACGUGCGGAUUUAGUCGUUCAGGUAGUCGGCCGGAAACGCAAUCAGUCGGAUGUUCGGACGGGGUUAUCCAAAGCUUUCGGUCGCCGCACAGAAAAGUUGCGCCAGCAGGUUGGCAUAUCUGAGAUGUUUUCUGACAAGGAGUAUGAGUACUUGUCACAGAAAUUUGGUGAACAUUUCGCAGAGUUGCAUGUGAUCAAGAACGAUGUCUUGCUUUAUAAGGAAGGGAUGCAACGGUCUGUUAGCCAGCUUGGGACGUGUGUGCAAGCAAUUGAAGGAGUUAUCGAUGUGUCGCAAUCCAGUUACCAAGAACUGGAGCGGAAGUGGCGCCGAUUCAACGCGACAUUCCAGGAGAUUGUGACGGUUGCGCUUCCUGAACAUCUUGAAUUGGUGACAAAGAGGAUACAGGGUCCCUUUGAUUCGAUCAUUCGACUCUACCAAGGGCCCGAGCGAGUAAUGAGGAAGCGCAACAAACGACUUCCGGAUUACGCGCGCUUCAAGGCCGCCAAAGACCGUGGCGACAAGCCUGACCGGAAAUCUACUGAACAAGGAGAGCAAUUCAUAGCUUUGAAUGAGACCUUGAAGGAGGAGUUGCCCCAGCUCUUCGCCUUGACGGGCAAGCUUAUGGAAGCAAUCUUAACGGAUCUGAUCAAACUACAAACAACGUGGUGGAGCCUCUUCCAGUCGCGACUGGAAGAGCACGUGGAUGACUUCCCCGACGACGUUGGGAGGUUGAUCAAUGAAUGGACAAACGAUAACAGCUUUGCUGAAGCACAGGUCCGCUCCCUCGGCGUCUGCAAUGGCUCCUUACUCGCCGAGACUGUAAACCUGGUGAACUUCAACACAUCCUCCAAUGUCAAUUCUCCUCGUCGACCUUCUACCAUGAGCAGCUCCCACAAUCGACCAGGCUCAGUGACGGCGGAAUCUCCAAAGCUGUCGAGCGACUUCAGCAUGGGCGGGCUCUUCCAGUCGCCCAACCUGAGUAUGGCCAGUGUUAGCCGACACCGUGCGGAUUCUACCUUCUCCGGACGAGGUCCGUACCCGGAGACUCCAGAGCUGGGACGAAGCCAACUCCUGCAACAAGUGACAAAUACCAGUCGAUCCUCUUCCGACAUGCGACUGAGUAUUGAGCCAUUUCCUACUUUGCCGAGCCUGAGCCUGGAUGCGCCAUUCCUGGCCGACGUGAUGAGUGUCUCACGGAGCGAGACUGAAGCGCAGUCCAAUUCGCCCACUGAUCGAUUCUCCGGAUUCUUUUCCUCUGCCAUGCCCAUGUCAGACAAUCCGUAUGAAUCCGAGGCUCCUCGAGGUCCCAGAGCUCUCGCCGAGGGUGCCAAGGUCCUGUUCGUUGCAGCCAGUCUGUGCCCCUUUAAGAUCGAACCUCGAAGUGAGGCAGGGUAUCCCUAUCUGAUCUACGACACUGGGGCGGUCUUUGACGUCUACGGAGAGAAAGGGGAACUGUGGCUAGCUUGCAACCAGGAUGAGAAUCCAGAUGAGCCUUCCGCUGUGCAUACCGAGACCAACAGUCAUGGGCGGAGGCCAGAGAAGGAACGCACAGUUGGAUGGAUCUGGAGUAGACAUUUCGUGAAGCUGGCAUGA
Molecule: messenger RNA, 6327 nt
Organism: Penicillium oxalicum
Lineage: Eukaryota; Fungi; Ascomycota; Eurotiomycetes; Eurotiales; Aspergillaceae
Product: putative Rho guanyl nucleotide exchange factor
Exons: 3
Coding region: 1-6327 (2108 amino acids)
Biological process (GO): intracellular signal transduction
Molecular function (GO): guanyl-nucleotide exchange factor activity
Source: RefSeq, a predicted model, not a curated record